AAAGCCGGAUAAGUCCGAAAGAUGGCCGCCAUCAUGGUCUAAGCGAGGCACCUCGUUUUUCGCGUGCUAAAUAUCUACGGAGGCAUUCACGCUUCGAAAAACUAUCAACUUAUAUUUUCUACCCUCAAUAACAACCUCACAAAUUUUUUAAAAAAUGUUAAUGUGUGUUCACCAAAUUCAUGGAUCACCAUGAAUGAGUGCAAACAGUGUUAUCAAUGAUACUAGUGAGUUGAAUACGUUAUUAGGUGAGUGUUACGGACCCGAAAAUGCGGUGAGUUGCCGCUAAAAAAUAUUGGAAACACCUCUCGUCAGCUCAUGACGGAGAAACGAAAAUGUUGGGACGUUUAAUUGCCAGUGGGAGAGAUACGUGCCCGAAGCUCAAUAUGCCGUCUGUUGCAAUCACGCGGGAUUAUCCUGAAUAGUUCAGAAUCAUCAUCUCUUUCGUUAAAUGAACCCCAACUAAACAAUGCCAGCAGUAAGUGUGUGUGACCCAGUCGCUUCAGCCCUGCGGCAUUCGCUGGAUGUGCAAACCAAAUCCCACGACGACAUAGCUGUAUCCCUGGCGAGCAAUGCUUCCCGCAUCCUUCAGACAGAAAUUGAUUUCGAGGAGGGUGAUGGAUAUCAAUCAAAGGUCCUAGACCACCUAAAAGCCAAGUACAUAGUCCUAAGUCUCCCGCCAGAUUCGCCCGACCCGUUGAAACCGAAGGAGCAGGUUUCCAAAAAGUCCCAAGAGCCCAAACGCAUGGGUCCCUCCUUACCAGAACCAACAACUAUCCUGUACCAGCCCAGCAAGAUAAUCCUUGGCUGGAAAGGGAUCCUCCCCGUAGGUUCUGGAAUGUACAAUGUUGGCAACACCUGCUACUUAAAUAGCACCUUGCAAGCCCUAUUCCACGUGCCAGCUCUUGUCAACUGGCUGCUAUCCGACCCCCAUCACACCUCAAAAUGCGAUCAUAAUGAAAGUGGUGGUGAGUGCCUUACCUGCGCAAUGUCAAAGACAUUACAAUUCAGCCAUGAAAAAUCUGGCAAUGCCAUAAAACCUUUUUACAUCUACAACAAGCUAAAACUAAUAUGCAGAACAAUGGUGCCUGGCCAGCAAGAAGAUGCCCACGAAUUCUUGAGAUAUCUCUUGGAAGGAAUGGAGAGAGCUUAUUUGUCUCGUCACAAAACCCUCAAACUCGAUUCAUAUUCCAAAGAAACAACACCCAUCAAUCAGAUAUUCGGUGGUUACAUAAGAACCGAAGUCAAGUGUCUACAGUGUCGUCAUGUGUCGACGACAUUUCAACACUUUCAGGAUCUUCUCGUUGAUAUAAGAAAAGCAAAUUCCUUGGACGAAGCGCUGACAAGUUAUUUCAGCAAAGAGCAACUUGACAACAAUGAUUAUAAAUGCGAGGCUUGCAAAAGGCGGGUGCCUGCUACUAAGCAAUUUAGUUUAGAAAGGCCACCGAAAGUUCUCUGUGUGCAACUCAAGAGGUUCAGUGUAAUGGGGGGUAAGAUAUCACGGCAUAUUGGCUUUAAACAGACUGUCGAUAUGGGCCCUUAUUUAUGGAGGGAACCGGGGGAAUCUCCGAGAAAGCUCAAUUACAAACUUAUGUCCAUGGUUACUCAUAUGGGCCCUUCUGUCAAUUGUGGGCAUUACACGGCUGUUGCACAGGUAUCAACGGGGCAGUAUUACUCGUUCGAUGACUCAUGCGUUAGAUCAAUCAAUCUUACUAAUGUGUUGAGCACUAAUGCGUAUAUAAUGAUCUUUGAAAUGGAGCCACAGACGAAUAAACUACCAAGUCCUCAGCCAAAGGUCAAUGGGGUAAAUAUUGUCAAGGGUGCGACAAAUGGAAAUGGUGUUAAGGCGAUGAGUCCUAAGCCCUCGACAUCUGGGGUUAUGAAUGGUGUCAACGGGGUUAAGAAGGAUCAGAGUCCAGUUAUAGGACCCCAAUUACCGCAAAAGGUCAACGCUCAGAAGAAUUCCUUUAUUGGCCCUCAGUUGCCGCCUAAGAUGGUGGAUAAGAGCCAACCGCGAUUGGUCGUUCACAUUAAGAAUGGAAAAGUCUUGAGCGGAAGCAGUCUCGUGCCGUACGAUGGAUCUAGUGAUGAGGAAGAGGUUUGUGGGAAAAACGGCGUAAAUCCUUCCGGUAAAGGGGUCAAUGGGGGUAUCGCCAAAGUCAAGGAGGCAAAGGAGAAAAAUCCUCCCGCGAUGAAGGAUGUCAAAAGGGACAAGGCUUCAAGCCCACUUGGACAAAAUGGUAGGGUCAGUCCCAAGCAGAAUGGCAAGGGGGAGAGGGUGGAGAAUGGGAAGGAGAAAUGGUGCCCCAUCAGGGUUCACACGGAGGAGAGGAUUCCCACUAAGGCUGCCAGCAGCAUUAAUGGAUGGGAGGUCACUAAGGAUACACCAUCGCCUACUUCGGGGGCUACACCCAAUGGAUGGUCCGUUACUGAUAACAAGGAAGAGAAUAGAAAAUCAAAUCAUACAUCAGCACCGAGUGCAGCUGCACCUCGGAAUUUCAACGGGACAAAUCGCUCCGAGACAGUCUCACAUCUUUUGAAGAUGUCACAUCGUGGAUAUGGAAGCCCAUCGGUUACGAAUUGGAAUGGCAACAGAUCUCACCUUGAGCGUGAAGUUGACACGGAAAGGAGGGAGGAACGCAAACGCCAUCAUGAUCCUGACGAUGAGGAAAUGGACCGAGGUAGAACGAAGAAAUUGAAGAGUCAUCGUGAGUACGAGGGCCGAUCAAAUCCUGGCUACAAUCCCUUUCAAGAGUAUCAGAAUGGUAAAACGUGGAAUCGACCUAGCAAUGGAUCUUACCACAGACGAAAUCAUUACAACACUUCCAGUCACAAUCGUCCACGCCAUGGUGGUAAUUACAGACAGCAUUACCGAUAUCACGGACACAAUCGCGAGCACUGGCAACGUAGAUAGAAUGAUAGAAUUAGGGGAAUUUAACUAUUAAUGAGAGAUAAAACAUAAUGGAGAAUGAUUUUCGUUCAUUCUCGAGCAAUAUUUAAUCUGAAAAUUAGGCAUUGCAUUUUUUGGAGUGAUGAUUGUUUACCUCAGGGGGGGAUGGAUCUUAAUUUUUCUAAAACUAAUUAAACAUUAUUUUCUCUCAUUUCUGAAAUGUCAAAGAAGAAGAUUCCUUCGAAAUUAAAUUGAAUCUUUCGUGGAUAUCUUGAAAAGAAUCAUAACUAUCGAAAGAUGUUACUUAUAAUUUUUUAAUUCCAAUUUUUGUAAAACCUUGUGUACAAAAAACUUUUCACUCAUGAUCUAGAAAUCCGGAUGUAUUCAGUCAGUUAUUUGGCCAAUAUCUUCCCGACUGUUAGACUUAUUCAAAAAUAUGAUAAAAUCUUUUUUGUAGAACGCUAAAUGUUCUACAAAUAAGAUAAUGCGGUAUUUUUCGAUGAAUGCGCUAAUUCUUGGAAAUGUUCUUCUCUUUUGACCGCUCGAUUUAAUUUCAUAUUAUUUCCCGUGUUUGCAAUUUUACACUACGCUAAGAAAUGAAAGACUCAACUUGCCGUUAAUGAAGAAGUUCCUGGAAAGCUAGAUACUUGCAUAAUUAAACGAAAAAAGCAUAUUAACAUGUAAAUCCGUCCUGAUUCACUAACAAUGUAAACCUGCAGAAUCAUGCCCCUUUGAUAAAGAAUAAACCUAAAGAAUAAAGCUUUUAUCAAAUGAAGACCAUAAACAGAACUGAAUAUACAAUUUUUACAUUCGUUUCUACCUAUGAUACAAUUAAUUAAUGAAUAAUGGGUUGGAUUACACCUAAAUUUUUGUUUAGCAAACAAGAGUAAAGGGUUCAUAAUAUUUGCACUAAGUGUAUUUCAUCAUUCUCCCCCCAUUAGAGCCUGGUUUUACAGUUGAUUAUGAAGAGAAUUCAUGUGAAAAUGGUUCACAAUUAAACUUAUUAUUAUUUUCAUUUUGUUAAUCUCGAGCGUUUACUGAAGCGUUAAAUGCCUAUAGGCGCUUUCAGCAUUAAUGACUAAGUAACUGUAAUGAAAAAAUUUAUAAAAACAAAUAUUAAGGAAAAUAAUGAUUAUUCUUAGUGUAACGAUAGCUGUAAAUUACUAAAAGAAAAAGAGAGAGAAAAUGUAAUUUUAAGGCCUUUUCCACUUGGUAAAACACGAGAUAAACGAAUCGUGAGGACAAGGAAUGUUAAUGUACACCGGGGGAUAACUAUAAUCCCCCAAUGUCAAUUUGUAAUAUUUUUCCUAUGUACCCAGUAUCAAUAUUGAUUGCCCUCGGUGUGCACAUUUAAUAAAUCAUUACCUCGUUUUACUAUUCUACGAAUUAAUACUAGCCAAAAAACAUGAAAUGCGACAAAAAUGUUAUAUUAAGUAUAGGAGCUGCGUAAUUCAUUGUAAACAAUUAGGAAUUUGUGAACUAAUGACACAUUCUAUUUAACUUCUGUUAAAGAAGUAAAUUCGGCAAUGGACUGGUGAAAUGGGACGAAUCGUUUUCUUUUGCGUCAGUUAUUCUUAGAUAUUUUUUAUCGCUAGAGUUUUUCAGCCGCAGCGAAGAUUGAAGGCAUAAUUCUGAUUUUAUUCAGGAGAGCUUCAUCCAAAGCUAAUCCUUAUGAACUGAGAGUAAAUUCAUAAUUAUGUUGUUGGCAAUUGGCUCGGCUAUACAAAAGCUUGCACGAAGAUGGUCUGAAGACUCUUUUUGAUUUUCAGUAAAAACCUAGCUGUCCCGAAGGUAAAUCGAUCAUCCUGUUUCACCCCUCGAUUUCCGGGAGGAAAAAUAAAAGAUUGCCGCCAGAAUUGAUUUGUGUAUAUCGAGAUACUCGAUCUCUCCUUCAAUACACGUUUGUAUAAUUAUUUAAUCUGGUGUGAAAAUCCAAACUGGCUGUUGUAAUAAAAUUGCAGAGAAAAAGAGAAACUAAUCCGAAUGAAAGAAAGAAAA
This is a messenger RNA of Diachasmimorpha longicaudata, 4885 nucleotides long. RefSeq names its product scrawny (gene Scny). Lineage: Eukaryota; Metazoa; Arthropoda; Insecta; Hymenoptera; Braconidae. Bases 467 to 2911 code for a protein of 814 amino acids. Gene Ontology annotation, biological process: regulation of apoptotic process; protein deubiquitination. Gene Ontology annotation, molecular function: cysteine-type deubiquitinase activity. The transcript is spliced from 4 exons. Gene Ontology annotation, cellular component: nucleus; cytosol. The record is from RefSeq and is a predicted model, not a curated record.